AUGGCGGCGGAAUCUGAAAAAGAGAUUGGCGAAAUCGACUUGUGGCGCAGCGAGCAUGGGGAAGAUUACGCUGAGGGUAUCAGGCCGAUAUUCGAUAUCAAGAAGCAGCGGUUCUACGACUCCUUUUGGAACUGGUCCUCCCGCGACAUUGCUCUACUGUUCGAUCUUGCCAAGCACCCCAGCUCGCAGAAUGCUGGGUUAAUCGAAGAACUUUCAACUUCUAUCAUCAAUCGAUCUUGCGAGCGCUCUAUCGCUCAGAUCCAGUAUCUUUGCUCUAAGACCAUGGGCGAGAAGACGAACCUGGGCCGGAUCAUGAGGCUUUGUCUGCAAGCAAGCAUAUCCUCGAAGACUCGGGAUCCGGUAUUCAUUGAUGGGUCAAUCGACCUGGCGCCAUCAACAAGUAUUGACAAAGAGGGUAACAUCAAGUUUGCCGAAGUACCUCGAACGGCCCCUUUCAAGGCUCGCAAGUCUUCCAUGCCGCAAAUGCCAUAUCCCGUGGGCACCUAUGAUCAUGGCAUCUUAACUAUGUCCGAUAGGCUCAGCUUUGCAUACGCAGAAGACUUGGAUACAGGGCGUCAUUCUGGAUUCACAUUUCGGGGUAGAAAUGUACUGUUGACAGGUGCUGGUCGGAACUCCAUUGGCUUCGGGCUUCUGAAGUACCUGCUACAGGGCGGUGGAAGGGUCACGGUGACCACCAGCAACUACUCCUCAGAAGUCACGCAAAUGUACCAGAGCCUUUAUUCUCGACAUGGAGCCAAGGGGUCUGCUUUGAGGGUUCUUCCAUUCAACCAAGGUAGUCAACGAGACAUCCAGGAACUUGCGAAGAACCUGGUAGAUGACUGGGACCCUGAUUUCCUUAUUCCAUUUGCGGCAACAUCUGAGAACGGCCGAGAGCUUGAAGAGUUGGAUUCGAAGUCGGAGAUUGCCCACCGGCUGAUGCUCACCAAUCUCCUCAGGUUGCUUGGUGCCAUUUCCAAGAACAAGCGUUCCAGGGGAAUCAUUACCAGACCUGCCACAGUCGUACUCCCCCUGUCUCCCAAUCACGGACUCAUGGGUAACGAUGGUCUUUAUGCAGAGUCCAAGAGGGGCUUGGAAUCUCUACUCUCGAAAUGGAAGUCUGAAACCUGGCGGGACUAUCUCUCUAUGCUGGGGGUUGUCAUUGGCUGGACUCGAGGAACAGGCCUCAUGGACGACAAUGAUAUUGUUGCUCAGGGAGUCGAGGGUAUGGGAGUUCGAACAUUCUCCAAAUACCAGAUGGCUGCAUUCAUUGCGUCCCUCUUGGGUGGCAGAAUGAACGUUGCUUGCCAGUCUAUCCCAAUUGUCGUCGAUCUCAGCGGCGGAAUGGGCAAGGUCAUGGAACUGAAGGAUAAGCUUACGAGGAUUCGCCAAGAUCUUCGCGCCGAGGCAGACAUUCAACGAGCUAUCAUGGAGGAGCAGCAGAGAGAAGCAGCAAUUACUGGUCGAAAAACGUCGUUCCAUACUCCCCAAGCUUUGCCGCGGAGAGCGAAUCUACGUCUUCAGUUACCUCGACUAACUGAGUGGGACGGGGAACUGGCAUCUCUCGCAGAAGGCUUGGAGGGUAUGGUCGAUCUGAGCCGAGUAGUUGUCGUUACAGGUUUCUCAGAACUUGGACCUUAUGGCAGCAGUAGGACGCGAUGGGAGAUGGAGGCCGAGGGUUCUCUGUCACUUGAAGGAUGCAUUGAGAUGGCAUGGAUGAUGGGUCUCAUCAAAUACAGCAAGGAUGUUCUGAAAGACGGCCUCCCGUGGACUGGCUGGAUAGACGCAAAGACCUCGGCUCCGGUGGAGGAGAGUGAGAUCUUCUCACGAUACAUGGGAUCCAUCCUCGAGCAUUCCGGCAUACGUAAGAUUGAGCCAGACAAUUGCGAUAACAACUACGACCCGGAAAAGAAGACGACAGUCCAGGAAAUGGAACUCACCCAGGACCUACCCCCAUUCGAGGCAUCUUCUGACGUCGCACGGUACUUUCAACUUCAACACGGUGACAAGGCCGUAAUCAGCAAGAUGGAGUCUGGGCUUGUCAUGGUCCAGCUCAAGGCCGGCGCAAAAGUUCUCCUCCCUAGAGCAAGCCCAUUCAAUCGCACUGUGGCUGGGCAGAUUCCCACUGGAUGGUCGGCAAAGCGAUACGGCAUCGAUGACGAGAUCAUUGAGCAAGUUGACCCCGUGACACUGUUCACGUUGGUUUGCACUGUCGAAGCACUCUUGGCGUCAGGGAUUGUCGACCCGUACGAAUUGUACAAGCACAUCCAUCUCUCUGAAGUUGGCAAUUGUAUUGGUUCAAGCAUGGGUGGGCUUUCGUCAUUGAGACAGAUGCACCGCGAUCGGUUCCUCGAUAAAACAGUUCAGGGAGAUAUCCUUCAGGAAACCUUCAUCAACACAACGGGGGCAUGGAUCAACAUGCUUCUGAUGUCUUCAACUGGACCAAUUAAAACACCUGUCGGUGCCUGUGCUACGUCGCUGGAGUCACUUGAUACCGGAUACGACCUCAUUGUCGCUGGCAAAGCCAAGGUCUGCAUUGUUGGUGGCGUCGAGGACUUUGUCGAAGACGUAUCCUACGAGUUCGGCAGCAUGAAUGCUACCUGUGACACCGACAAGGAAUUUGCCGCUGGAAGGAGUCCAGCUGAGAUGUCCCGACCUACAACAUCAACCAGAAGUGGAUUUGUCGAGUCUCAAGGUUGUGGAAUUCAGAUCCUUACGACUGCCGAGCUUGCCCUGGAGAUGGGUCUUCCCAUAUUUGGGGUGGUAGCCUUUACCAGUAUGGCCGCCGAUAAAGUCGGCCGCUCUGUUCCAGCACCCGGUGGAGGCGUUUUAACAAAUGCCCGAGAAGCAAGCUCAGGGAGAAGAUAUGCCACGCCACAUCCCCUGCUUGAUAUAGGAUACCGUCGAAGGCUACUCAAUAUGCGAGUUCAGCAAGUCAACGACAACUACCAGACGAAUCUGGACCUCAUGGAACAUGAAAUUCACUACAUCAAAGAGAUGGGAACCGACGGCUUUGACGAGGAGCGCUAUCGACAGGACAACAUGGCUGCUUUUGAAGAGGACGCAAAGAAGCAAGAGGCGGACUUGAGAUUCAGUCUGGGGAAUCAGUUCUGGAAGAACGAGCAGCACAUCGCACCGAUCCGAGGCAGCCUCGCAACCUGGGGCCUCGGGAUCGAUGAUUUGGCGGUCGCGUCGAUGCACUUGACCUCAACCGUGAAGAAUGACACCAACGAGUCGUCAGUCCUGCAGAAACAGAUGGAAUUUCUGGGGAGACAACAGGGAAACCUUCUUCCUUGCGUAGGCCAGAAAUGGCUUACUGGCCACUCCAAAGGAGCUGCCGGUGCCUGGAUGGUGAACGGUGCCCUGCAGAUGAUGGACUCUGGUUUGAUCCCAGGUAAUCGGAAUGCCGAUAACAUCGACACCGACCUCCGACAGUACAAUCUUCUUCAUUUCCCAAACAUGACCACCCGGGCUGAAGAGAUCAAUGCUUGCUCCAUUACCUCCUUCGGGUUUGGACAGAAGGGUUCGCAAGCCAUUCUGGUUCAUCCAAAGUUUCUCUUUGCGACCACAAACAAGCAGUCUUAUGAGGACUACGCUGAAAGGAGGAAUGAUAGAUGGAGAAAGGCAAACAGCUUUUUCAGCCGCGGGAUACUUCACGAGAAACUUGUCAACACCAAGACUUUGCCGCCUUACCAGGCGACGCAGGAGUCUGCAGCACUGCUCAACCCGGCAGCUCGUUUCUCUGAGCAACGCUAUUAA
Molecule: messenger RNA, 3756 nt
Organism: Colletotrichum chrysophilum
Lineage: Eukaryota; Fungi; Ascomycota; Sordariomycetes; Glomerellales; Glomerellaceae
Product: putative PKS/NRPS-like protein biosynthetic cluster
Exons: 1
Coding region: 1-3756 (1251 amino acids)
Biological process (GO): long-chain fatty acid biosynthetic process
Cellular component (GO): fatty acid synthase complex
Molecular function (GO): 3-oxoacyl-[acyl-carrier-protein] synthase activity
Source: RefSeq, a predicted model, not a curated record